UGAAGAACGUCUAGAUGUCGUUUCCGAACGCACUCUAGUUGUGAUGGAUCUGUCAUUAAGUUACAUUGAACAGACGUUUAAUAAUAUGUCACUCUCUAAAUAUAUUAUUUAAGAAAGUUCUUUGAGAAAUUUGACAAAAUUUCUAAAUCAAUAUGGCUCAUAUUAAUAACGUAUUUAAAGCUGUGGAAACAUUAAACUCACUUCAAGAAUCGAAUAUUACAUCGGAUUCCGGAACAAGGAAAGAGAAAAUAUCAUGUUGUACAAUUAUAGUUGAAGGAAUAUGUUCUUCAACUGUCAGACAAAAUCUCAAGUUUCCACAAAUUCUUACUGUUACCAUUGAAACAUUGCUGGCACUAUGCAAUGAUGAAGAAUCAGACGUCAGAAUGGUUGCAGAUGAGUCCCUCAAUAAAAUUAUAAGGGCAGUUGUUGACAGUAAUAUUGUUAAAGUUCAAAUAGAACUUUAUAAUGAAAUAAAGAGAAAUGGACCUGCACGUAUAGUGAGAGCUGCUCUAUGGAGGUUUGGUUUGUUAAGUCACAUGAUACGUCCUACAAGGGGUAAAGCUUAUGUGUCAAAUUUAAUACCAUGUAUAGUAAUUAUAGCACAUCGAUCUGAGGAUAUUGUAAUUGAAACAUUAUCACAGUCAUUACCAUUGAUUUUAAAAGUAUUAGGACCAUUUAUGACAGACAAAGAUGUCAAGACAUUAUUAAAAGCAUUUUUUGAAAACAUCUCUUCUACUCAAGCAGUUUUUCGUAGAGCAGCAGCAAACAUGAUCUUGACAACGUGUUUGAACUGUAGAAAGCCACAAUUCUUUUUAAAUUAUGUAUUGGAUUAUUUUCUAGAUGUAAUAAUGCCUGUAAAAAAUAUUGAGGAUCACUCAUCUACUAUUAUAGGCAUAUUUGGAUGCCUAAGAGUCAUCCUACCUCAUAUAUGUAAAACCUUGGAACCACAAGUUGUUGAAACACAACAAAUGGAUAAUUUAUUACAUAUAUAUGAAUUGUGUUUGCACUACACAAAAUGGCAUUCCGAACAUAAUAUCGUAAAUGCAGCUUUAGAGACUUUGGUGCAACUUUUGAAAAUGCCCCCAAAGUCUUUAGUAUCUGUUUUAUUGUCAUCACAAGGCAUAACUCAAAGCAGGAUAACGUUGAAUCACAUAUCCACCUCAUUAUUAGGCCAAAUGAGUAUUUCCAGUACGAGUACUGUUCAUGGAGUCAACUCCGACUCAAUUUUGAACUUGCACGAACUAGAUGUUCCAGAGAUUACUCCAAAUAUAGACAAUUGGAUUACAGAAACAGAAAUUGUGUCGCCAGCUUGUUCACAACCACAGAAUGAAUGCGCGAACGAUAUAAUAGAGAUGAAAGGAAAAAUAAUGGAAAAUUACUGUGGUCUGAAAAUCGGAGUUAUCGAUAGUGAAGUUGUCGAGGAAGGUAGUGAUGUUGGGAGCGAGAUCGAAAAAUCGGUUAAAGCACCGUAUUUGAGUCUGUUGAGUGAAUCGAAGGAAGAGGAUUAUUCUGAAGAAACUGCCAUAUCAUUUGCCUCUCCUAAGAAAUCCUCUUUGGAUUUCGCGUUGUAUGAAACGGAUAUUGGAAAUUUUACAGACUCGGAUAUGCCUAUUAAAUUUUGCUGCCGUUAUUUAGUGUCAUCCUUUUUAUUAGCUGGCAAACCCGGCCACUUAGUGCCAGACAAGUUAUUUCGUGUUAGUGUAAAGUCUCUUGCUCUAACGUGUGUGGGUUAUAUCUUGAAACUCUACCCACACUUGCUUACAAUGACUGUGACCAAAGAAUCUAGCUGCUGCAAUGAGAACAAACAAUUGAUUGCAGAUAUUUUGUUAUUUGCCAAUCACCCAGAUCCUCAGAUCAGGGGCAAUAUAGCGAUGGUGAUUGGAACCUUUUUAAAGUCUGUUUUUGUUCAGUAUGGUGGCUCUUUCCAGAAGUUCGAAACUGAGUGCGCUCAGAAGGGACAUGAAAAUAUAUUACUAGGAGAUAUGAUAAAGUUGCUUCUAAAGAGCUUGAAUGAUGAUUCUGCGACAACAUGUCGUCAAACGCUGGAUGCGUUGAACCUUUGCUUAUCAGAGUUGCUAGAUUCUGUUAACAAUGAACAUGGUUUUACCAUUUUAACUGCGUUGCCAAAACUUGUGAAAAAUCCAUAUUUUCUAGUAAAAGUAAAAUUAGUCGAUUUAUUGAGUAAAUUAUCGUACAUCACGAUAGAAUACAUAACAGGACAAUCAUUUCAAGAACACUUUAUUGACGUUAUAAUAACAUUAUUGGGCGAUCAGGAUCAAAGAGUGAGACAUGCAGCAUCAGAUGCUAUCGUUAAGAGUAUUCCCUAUUUAUAUUAUCGGCAUCCUCAAGAUGAUACUAUUACAAAAAAGGCAACGCAAUAUACUCAACAGUUUUUAAACGCUGUAACGUCAAGUAUUUCGGAACUAUCAUCAUACCAAGACAAACAUAAGCCGUUUGUGAACACGUUCAUUCAGCCAUUUGUAUUUCUGAAUCACUGUAAUGGACUAAAUUACGACCUCAGCGUGGAAUAUUCCUUAUCUCGCAUAGUUAACAUUCUGACGGAAAUAUUGACAGUGCAUUCUUCGAAAUAUUUAAUAUACGGAUGCUGCGAGGCUCUUUUUCGCUUGAGCGAGACUUAUCCCACGACGGUUUACAUGAGAGGGUGGGACUGCAUUCUGCCAAAGACAAUAUUGAAAAAAUCUAAGAAAACUAGCGAUCGAUUGGAUGCAAAUGACGUCAGUUUCAUAAACGAUAUAAUUUCUUCUCCCGUAGGCAGUGGUCUCCUGUCAUUGACAUUGCCUCUGCUAACGUCCUCGACCAUCAGCUUGGAUCUCUCCACACACCGACACUUAAUUCUUCUUGCCGGAAAUCUGGCUUCCGGAUUAGCCAUUUGCAACUUCAAGAUUGGCGAUCCGACAAAAUUGUGGAGUAUGUGUAAAGACAGACACAUGGAAUUGUUGUUAACACAUAUCAUACGAGUUCUGCACAUAUUCGUUUACGUGAUCGACGAAGUGCAGUUGACACAAACCAGCGCUAAACCUGUGUUACCAUCUUUAUCGUCCGCGCAAACAUUGUCACCCAAAAGAAAGAUCAUACCGGAACAGAAAUCAAAGGAGAAACCGGAUAAAAUCGGAGGCUUGAAAGGUGGAAAGGAUCAAAUGGGCAUAUUUGUUGGUAUACCACAUUACAUGAAGAUAUAUGAUAUAUUGAAAGCGGCACAUGCUAAUUACUUGGUCACUCUAGAGUACGAAGCCAGCGAGAUGUAUCUGUCUUUACUAAACGCAACAUUAGAUGUACUUUCCCAGAUAUUCGAAGUCGCAUCCGUCAACGAAGUAGGCAAAAUAGCGGAAGAAGUGUUAUAUUACUUGAAAAGUACCGUUACAUUGUCACCGACCGCAACGGUCCAAUGUGUGCAACAACUGUUGAAAUGCUUGUUUGGUACGAAUGUAUAUGCGCAAUGGAGCGAGAUAGACGUGCAAAAAAGUAUGGAUCGAAAUACUUUACAAGAUGAUGUUAGAGGUUUUUACAACCAAUGUUUUCAAUAUCCCGCGAGACAAAUGGCGAAUACGAUAAAAUGUAUAGGAAAUAAUUGUAGAGGUGAAAAUGAACCAGACAAUGGAUGGGUAGGUUUACUACGUAGAAAAGGUGACCGCAAGUUUUCAUCGGUAUUUAAAAACUUGGCACGAUCAUCAGAUCAAAAAGGUUCGGUGGCAUCUUUCAUCCGGCUCUUUGAGCCGAUGGUUAUAAAGUCUUUGAAACAAUACACCGUUACUAGUAACAUUGCGUUACAAUGCCAAGUUCUGAUGCUGCUGAGCCAAUUGGUUCAACUGAAGGUUAAUUACUGCUUGCUAGAUUCCGACAAGAUAUUCAUCGGGUUCGUGCUGAAGCAAUUUGAAUUCAUCGAAGAAGGUUACACACAACAAACCGAAGAGCUUCUCCCGAAAAUAUUUAAUUUCCUGGUACAUUUAUCUUACGAAAAGAAUCAUUCCAAAGCGAUAAUAGGUGUACCAAAAAUAAUUCAGUUAUGCGAUGGUCUGAUGGCGAGUGGACAACCGGCAAUUACGCACUGCAUUCCCGCGCUCGCACCUGUCAUCGAAGAUAUAUUUCUUAUUCGUAACGGGAGUUUGAGCGCAGCCGAACAACGGGAAUUGGAAACUACAAGGGACGUGCUGAUAGCCAUGUUACUACGUCUUGCGGAGUAUCCUCAAGUUAUCGAGCUUUUAGCGCUUUGUUUGGCAGAAUCGAGAUUCAGCGGAGACGGAAACGGAGAAGAGAAAUGGCGCAGAUGGUCCAGAUUAACUAUGGACACUGUGCUUCCGAUAUUGGCGACAGGAAAACUCAGAAUAGAAUCCGAAAAGGCUCAUGUCGCACUGGUGAAAUUAUUCGCGGCUAUCUCGCCUACGGUAUUCCGACCUGUGGACCCUCUCCUACGGAUACUGUUCACCGCAUCGAUCUCCACGGCAGCUUCAACCCUCAAAUUGAAACGAUGGUUGGGCAUGAUUAAUGUCGUGCUUCUCUCAUUGAUUUCCUGCGCCAAGGAGGAAGCAAUGCUGGCGCGUCUUUCGGAUCUCAGUGUGUGCGUGACGGACGUGUCACACUUAUUCUCGUUGCAGGAAUCCUCUGGACAUACGGAUCCCUUGAACGUACUGGGAGCUCAGUCGCAUCAAAUGCCAUCUGAACAGAUAUUAGCUAGAUUCAUAUUCAAAGUGAUCAAUUUGAUAAGCUCGAAGGUGUUUAGUCUCCUUGGUCUGAUAAACCAUGAAUCUGCGGAUCCGUUCGUUAACUUCUCCGAAUAUACAGCUGACGACAACUAUUUAGUACAUCAAUUCACAUUUUUCUUGCAAUUAUGCAUUCAUAUGUUUGAAUCCGGUAGCCAUUGCAAAGUGGCGAAUGCAACAAUGCAGAUGAUUCAAGAACGCAACAUGUCGGAGGAGGAACAGUUGCCCAUCGAACAGCUCAACUAUUUAAUGCUCAGUAUCGGAAACGUAUGCCCAACAGUGACGUGCCAAUGGGCUUACCUGAUGAUCUUAUUGGGAUACAACGAGAUGUCCUUCUGGUCAAAAAUACUAGACAGCAGCAAUAACGCCGACUAUAUCAUGCGUAGUUGGUCGAGCGAGAAAAAACAGCACGAUUCUACCAGUAGUAUAAAUGUACAGAUUAUCCGGAAAGGAGGCAUUAUAUUGUUCUGUGAUUAUAUAUGUGAGAAUCUGAAUGACGUGGAACCGCUAACAUGGCUGUUAGUGAACCACAUAGAAGAGGCUAUUAACAUUGCCACUGAAUCUCCAGUCAAAGAUCUGUUAAGUACGGCUAUACACAGAAAUCCAGCGGCCAGCGGGCUGCUGGUGCAAGCCAUCGCGACGAAAUGCACGGAUUUGUCGCAACCCAGUUUCAUAAAGCGUCUAUUGCAAUGUAUCGAAGGUGCUCAUCACUCACAAAGCGGCGCGGUCAUAAUGACCUUAAUACCCAGGUUAUUGUCCACGAAGUAUCUUGCCUUAUCGAGGAUGGCAGCAAAAAUCGCCAGUCGCAGAGUAGAGAUAUUAUUGACCACGAAUGCAGAAGACGUAAUCAGUCAAUUGUCGAAGGAUGAUAUCAUGAAGAUAAUGGACAUCCUGCAGAUGACUAAGUUGGCUAGAAAACAUGGCGGUUUAAUCAGCUUAUUGAAUAAGCUGGCUGUGCAAUACUACGACUUGUCGCCAUUAGAACUUGAUCAAUGUCGGCCCUUCAAUCCAUCUACUGUGAAAAAUAUUCAGUUGGAUCGAAAUUGGUUCUUGUCUCAAGUGAAAUUACGAUGCUGCCACGCAAGCGCCGGCAACAAUCCUAUAGAAUUAGCGCAGUUACUGAAAGAUUUGGACUUUGAUGAUUGCUUGAGCAUCCUUUCCUGCAAAGAGUUUAAUUUGAAGAUUUUGAAACAUUGUAUAAUAUUAGGAGCAAGACUCAGCGUCGAGAGGUGCCAAAAGUUAGAAUUCGGUAAAGCCCAAAGCGAAAAAGAUUUCAAUUUCGACGCGAGCCCUUUGUACGUCGCAGCUAAACAGUGUUUACUAGAACAUAUUCGUUAUAUUUGCGAACUCAUGCCGAAGCCGCAUCAGAUUUAUAAUCCAGAGGCAGACCACAGUAGCGGAAAGGAAUUAAAGUAUGUGACUAAAUUUCAUGAGUUAUUAAACGAUUCUCUUUAUUGGGAGAUCCUUUUCACGAUAAUCCCGACUGUUAAAAUUUACAUGAAGACGUUGCCAAAACUAGCUAAGUACAACGUAGCGAAGAUUGAUGUUAAAUUCGAAGAGGACAUCGCUAAGUUUUCUAUGUUGUGUCUAGAGUUGACGCAUUGGAUGAUCUAUGCCAACAGAAGGAACUUCAAGAAAUUGAGGCCACACGACAUGGAUCUCGCGCUGAGUUGUGCAGCGGAAAUUCUCAGGCAUGCUGCACCGAAUAAAAUCUUUGGUGACAUCGCUCGUUAUACAUGGGUGUGCUCCGCAGCGAUGUCCCUGACGAAAAUUGUCGAAAGUAUAUUAAUGACGAUGGAACCCUUACCAGUAGUGGAUUCGCAAUCGUUAGAAUCAGCUCUGCGAGAUGAAAACACCAAGGACUACGCCCAAGCGUGUUUUCAAAUGGCAUCAAUAGUGGUUUGGCUGGAAAAAUGUCAAACAGAAAAUUCCACGAAGAACAUUCCACCGUAUUUAUUCGACACAAUCAAAUCGCUCAUUGUUAGCAUAAGUCGACAACCGUUAGUAAACUCUUACAUCUUAACACCCCCGUUAGUAUGGCAACGUGGCUGGCACGUUGUCGGCUCGGGUCCAACUAAAUGUUACUUCCCACUGCUGUCGUCGGAGUCCAAUCUUUUACAAGAAGUAGAUAUUCUGGAGCAAUUUAUUUAUCGAGUAAACUUAUUGGGUUGGACAUCUAGGUCGCAAUUCGAAGAAAUCUGGAUGGUAUAUCUGAGCGUUCUUAAUUUCCUGCAAAACGAGAAUACUCCGUCAGAGGAGGUAACGAGUUUGAUUCAAACCAGCAGCCUGACAGUUCAAGCGAUAACAAGAUUAUUAUUGCAAACUCUUCUAUUGCCAUGUCCCGGCAAUCCCGAAGCCAGCACUUUGAUCCACCAUCCUAGAGAUCCCCAGCUUUCCGUACAUAAAAUUAGCUCUCAGAAGCUGUUCGCAAUUCAAGAGUUACUUCUAUGGAAGUAUGAAUACAUGAAUGAUGCGGAAAAUAAAAAUGGAUUGAAGCUGAAUCACAUUUUUCGCAGAGGAAACGUAGAGAGAAUCGGGGCUAUCGACAGAUUCACGUACAGCCAACUGUCGGUCUCUUACUUAUGGUCAUUAUGCAAUUUAUAUGAAGAUAAAUUAAACGUUUCUGUUCUUGAUUUGAAAAACAGACGAAACGAUGCACUCAUGUCUGCGUCGCUUGAUUUGGACUCGUGUCUACGUUUUCUCAUCGAACAUUACACCAGCUGGAUGUCACCGCAGGCUAACACAUCUGUACAAUUAUUAACGGAAAUUAUCAAAUCCAUUCUGGCAAUUUCGGAACUUUUUCUCGAACGAUCGCAAUAUCAAUGGAUGCUAGACGUAUGUUUAGAAGUAUCGAGAACUCAUCCAAUGGAAAAUGCGAUUCUACACCAGUACUUGGCUAUUUCAAUAUGCAAAGCUGCUGCCGUUUUAACGCCACUGGACUUUGAUACUUUGGACAAAGUAAAGCGCAUAGUGGAUAUCAAUUUAAAGUCAGGAUUUUUACCCGCCAGAGUUUCCGCACUUCAUGGCUCUCUGUAUUUACUACAAAGCGCGGUACUAGCCAAAUGUGAAGAAACGAUGAAUAUUAUACAUCCGUUAGCUAUUGAAUACAUACAGAAACAUAUUGACUCGCAAGAUUCGAAUGGCGUUCUAAAUCAAAGUGAAGAGCAUCAAGGGAUAAUGUGGGCUUUAGUGUUCUUUUUGCUGGAGCAUGCGGAAGACACGCCGCCAGACACGGAAGCACCAGCCGUGUUAGAAUUAGUUCUUUCUCUAGUCACGUUUCCGAAUAUCUCGUAUGGUUUGCAUCAGACCUUACUGCAGGGUCUUGAGAGGCUCGUCGCGACGAAAAGCGUGGUCGGGAAGGUUGCUGAACAAAUUGUUAAAGUUGCGAUAGAUCGGCUGAAGCAAUCGAGCCCGUUGCUAGCACUACCUGCUCUGCAACUUCUAUUGACAUGUAUGUACACGGAAGCGGCCGAUCGGCUAAAUCAACCCGGUGUGGAAGAACCUUUGCCGGACGUAGAACCGGAAGCAUUGGUCAGAUCUAUAGAACGUACUUCUGCGAUAUUCGAUAAAAUUCGAAAGGGACAUCCUAUGGAAGUGGAAGUGCUAUGUACUGUUCUUUCCGGCGUCCUCGGAGACUUCUUCCCCCCGUCAGAAAUCUUGACGAAAGUUAUAGGAGAAUUUCUGUCGCCACAACAACCGCAUCAGAGAUUACUCUCUGCUGUUGUUUUUAAGGUCUGUGAGAAAGCAUGUACUUGCACGGAAAUGGAACUUCUUCAAGAUUGGGUAGUAUUUAGUCUACCCAACUUUAUCCAGAGUUUACCAAUGGCGAUGUCGACUUGGUGUUUAUCUUGUUUCUUUAUAAGCGCUUCGACGAAUCAUUGGUUGAGAGCGUUGUUUCCGUACGUUCAAUCAAGAAUCGGCAAGUAUGAGUACGAAGACAAGAAGAUGUUAUAUAUAGCCGCUUCAGACUUUUAUCACAAGCUAUCUAAAGAAUCUCAAAAAAAAGCGUUUAUUGAGACAUUCGAAGCAGCAGCAAAGGAACCUGGAACUCCAUUCAGUGACAUUCUAGCCUCUUUUUAAUUAACACUUGACUAUAGCUGAAAGUAAUUCAACUAUAAAAUAAGAAUAUUACAGAAAUGUCGCUUUUAAUUUUCAAGUUAUGUAAAAAUUAAUGUGCAAUCACUCGCGCGUUAGCGAGUUGCAUCGUGCACGUGUGUACAUUUGUACGUAUAAGAAUAUUUAUUUUACAUUACACUCCCUUUUGUGCAACAUACACACACAAACCAUACAAACAUGAAAAGAUAUGCAACUUGUUUUGCAAUAGACAGUAUUUUUUAAGUAAA
This is a messenger RNA of Odontomachus brunneus, 9061 nucleotides long. RefSeq names its product huntingtin (gene htt). The record is from RefSeq and is a predicted model, not a curated record. Gene Ontology annotation, cellular component: nucleus; cytoplasm. The transcript is spliced from 15 exons. Lineage: Eukaryota; Metazoa; Arthropoda; Insecta; Hymenoptera; Formicidae. The coding region runs from base 153 to 8798 and encodes 2881 amino acids.